AUGAUAGAACGAAGUAUUCGAAAUAUUCAAGGGCUUUGGAAAGGCGAAACAUAUGAGUUGAAGACAGGUUUGGUAUCUCAAUAUGCUCAUGAAAGAAAAGAGGCUAUUCAGCGAACUAUUGCAGCUAUGACUCUUGGAAAAGAUAUGUCUAUGCUUUUUCCGGAUGUUUUGAAAAACAUUGCAACCUCAGAUUUAGCUCAAAAGAAAUUGGUUUAUCUUUAUUUGAUGAAUUAUGCAAAAUCACAUCCAGAUCUUUGUAUUCUUGCAGUUAAUACGUUUGUACAGGAUUCAGAAGAUCCUAAUCCUUUAGUGAGAGCAUUGGCAAUUAGAACUAUGGGGUGUAUUCGUGUUGAUAAGAUUGUGGAUUAUUUGUUUGAGCCUUUGCGAAAAACACUCCGAGAUAGUAGCCCGUAUGUUAGAAAAACGGCGGCAAUUUGUGUAGCAAAGUUGUUUGAUAUUAAUCCAGAAAUGGCAAUUGAAAAUGGGUUUUUAGAGAUUUUGCAAGAAUUGAUUAAUGAUACUAGUCCAAUGAUUGUCUCAAAUGCAAUUGCUGCAUUGUCUGAGAUUGUUGAACUAUUACCUGAAAUUCAGAUAUCAAUUAUUACAUCUUCUACAUUACCAAGGAUUUUGACAAUAUUGAAUGAAUCUUCAGAAUGGGAACGUGUGGUUCUGCUUGGAAUUUUGGCGAAUUAUACUGCAGAAAAUAUGAAAGAAGCAGAAAGUAUUUGUGAACAUGUUAUUCCACAAUUUCAACAUGCAAAUGUAAGUGUCGUAAUGGCUGCUAUACGGGUUGUUAUGCGCAAUUUUCCUAUUAUCAGCAAAGAUAUGGCAAAACAGAUUAUGAGAAAAUUAUCUCCAUCUUUAGUUACGCUUGUAUCUUCUGUUCCUGAAGUUCAAUAUGUAGCUUUGAGAAAUAUAAAUCUUAUUCUUCAAGAAUAUCCUAAUAUUCUUGAUAAAGACAUUAAGGUUUUCUUUUGUAAAUAUAAUGAUCUAGAGUAUGUGAAACUAGAGAAAUUGAAUGUUAUGAUAAAACUCGCAAAUAAGCGAAAUAUUGAUCAGAUACUUUCAGAAUUGAAAGAAUAUGCUUCAGAAGCAGAUAUCGAUUUUGUUAGACAUACUAUUAAGAUUAUUGGACAAUGCGCCAUAAAGAUUGAGGAAGGAGCAGAUCAGUGUAUUAAUUUGCUUUUAGAUCUUGUUAAUACAAAGAUAAAUUAUGUGGUUCAGGAAGUUGUUGUAGUUAUUAAGGACAUUUUUCGGAAAUAUCCAAAUAAAUAUAAUGGAAUUAUACCUGCUAUUUGUGAAAAUAUGUCUUUGUUUGAUGAACCUAAUGCAAAAAGCUCUUUUAUUUGGAUUAUUGGUGAAUAUAGUGAAAAAAUCAGCGACUCACGAGAUAUUUUGUUGUCAUAUAUUAAUUUCUUUAAGGAUGAAGAUAUACAGACGCAAUUGCAACUUUUGACUGCCACUAUAAAAUUGUUUCUGAAAAAUCCCAAAAAUAACCAAGAAAUUAUACAAAAGGUUUUCGAAAUAAUAGAAUCAGGAUGCGAUAUUCCUGAUAUGCGUGACCGUGCUUAUAUUUAUUGGCGUUUGCUUUCAAAGGAUAUUGAAAUAGCAAAAGAGAUAGUAUUGCCAAGCAAAGUACCUGUUUUUUGCAAAAAUAUCCCUCCUAAGCUAUUGAGAGAGUUGAUUUGCGAAUUUUCAACACUUGCAUCUGUUUUUUAUAAAUUAAUCCCUACACAUGUAAAAUUAGAUAAGGACGGAAAAGAUUUGAUGAAACAAAAAGCAAUAGAGGAAUACAUGCAAAUAAACAACAGAACUCGUGCCAAUUUUAAAAGAAAUACAGAAAACCUUUUAGAUAUUGAUUUUGAUGCUGAAAAUACAAUCAACCCGGCUGAUGAGUCUUAUGAUAUUAUGUCUGGUCCCUAUAUUCCUAACUCCAUGAAACCUUCAAAUGUAGAUGAUCUUCUAAAUGCUUUUGGUUCAAACCAAGAAAAGCAAACGGAUUUGUUAAACAUGGAUAUGCUAAAUUUUUUAUAA
Messenger RNA from Pneumocystis murina B123, 2034 nucleotides. RefSeq lists its product as hypothetical. Gene Ontology annotation, biological process: intracellular protein transport; vesicle-mediated transport. Lineage: Eukaryota; Fungi; Ascomycota; Pneumocystomycetes; Pneumocystales; Pneumocystaceae. The coding region runs from base 1 to 2034 and encodes 677 amino acids. Gene Ontology annotation, cellular component: membrane coat. The transcript is spliced from 14 exons. The record is from RefSeq and is a predicted model, not a curated record. Gene Ontology annotation, molecular function: clathrin binding.